Molecule: messenger RNA, 1743 nt
Organism: Saitoella complicata NRRL Y-17804
Lineage: Eukaryota; Fungi; Ascomycota; Saitoellomycetes; Saitoellales; Saitoellaceae
Product: A/B/D/E cyclin
Exons: 3
Coding region: 299-1618 (439 amino acids)
Biological process (GO): regulation of cyclin-dependent protein serine/threonine kinase activity; G2/M transition of mitotic cell cycle
Cellular component (GO): cyclin-dependent protein kinase holoenzyme complex; centrosome; nucleus
Molecular function (GO): cyclin-dependent protein serine/threonine kinase regulator activity
Source: RefSeq, a predicted model, not a curated record
CCUGCCUCAAAGUCACACACAACCUUCAUCCAACAAAAUCGGACCUCAAGACUCCUUGGAGCUUCUUUCCAUUCGUCCUUGAGCAUCUUACGGUCCUUCCUUUCUCUAAUCGCAUUAGCUCCGAAGCUCAGACAUUUUUCUAUCGAUCAAGCCACGGUGUUUGCUUGUUUACACCUUUUGCACGACCUGUCGAGCCUCCUGAAGAUCAUAGUGGAUUCUUUGACGUUCGAGUGAGAUUAUAUACCUACCAGUUUGUUGCUUUCAACCUCCUUAAGCCGAACAAAUACGUAUAGCUAAGAUGAAUGCUACGCGUCGUUCAACCCGCGCUGCCGCAACUGAGAACAAUGAAAAUGCAACUCGAACUCGCACAACUCGCGCCGGCAAGCCCGUCCUCGUCGACGUCGACACCAAACCAACCAAGAGCAGUCUCGGGACCCGCAAGCGUGCUGCUCUAGGCGAAGUCACUAACGUCCACGUCAAGGAAGCCGCCGUCUCCAACGGCAAGGAGAAUGGAAAGGUUGCGGUGGAGGUUAAGCCCCGGGUAACCAGGACCAGGAGUACGAUUCGCCCGAAGAAGGAAGAGAAGGAAGAGGUUAAGGAGGAGGAGAAGUUUACGCGCAAGAGGACGGCGCCCGCCAUGAAGAAGGAGCGUGCGACUGUGUCUACUAAAUCUGCGACGUCUGCAGAGCCUGAAGUCAUCGAGGCUCCACCUACGAAGAAGGUCAAGUCUGAGGCACCGGUUGAGGAGGAACCUGCACCGUGGCUUGAGUUGGAUGCUGACGAUGCACAUGACCCGUUGAUGGUUGCCGAGUAUGUGGAGGACAUUUUCGAGUACAUGAAGGAGUUGGAGCAGAACACCCUCCCUAACCCCGACUAUAUGUCCCUGCAGAAGGAGUUGGCAUGGAAUAUGAGGGGUAUUCUUGUGGAUUGGUUGAUUCAGGUGCACACCAAGUUCAGGCUCUUGCCCGAGACGCUCUUUUUGGCUGUGAACAUCAUCGAUCGAUUCCUUUCCCGCCGAUUCGUGGCCUUGACGAGGCUGCAACUCGUUGGCGUUACCGCCCUCUUCAUCGCGGCAAAGUACGAGGAAAUCAUGGCACCUUCCGUCCAGAACUUCUUGUACAUGACCGACUCCGGAUGGGUCGAUGAGGACAUUCUCAAAGCGGAACGCUACGUCUUGCAGGUGUUGGACUUCAACCUCUCUUACCCCAACCCCCUCAACUUCUUGCGUCGUAUCUCCAAGGCGGACAACUACGACAUCCAGACCCGCACGGUCGCCAAGUACCUCAUGGAGAUCUCCCUCCUUGAGCACCGUCUCCUCGCCUUCCCUCCCUCUCAGAUCGCUGCGGCGUCCAUGUACCUUGCGCGACUUACCCUCAACCGUUCCGCAUGGGAUGUCAACUUUGUUCACUACUCCGGCUACACCGAAGACGAGCUCUUGCCGGUGACGGAGAUCAUGAUCAACUACUUGUAUGGACCUGUCAAGCACGAGGCUUUCUAUAAGAAGUACGCCAACAAGAAGUUCUUGAAGGCGAGUAUCUUUGUCAGUGACUGGGUCAACAAGUUGGAUAGAGAGGUCAAGGAGGAGGAUGCGUAUGGAUACGACGAGCAGGAGGAGUAAUUCUGCAUCCAGAGAGUGGUGAGCCGUGUUGCACAUGGGCAUCCGGGCGUGAGUGUUGUUUUACCUAUGAAGGGACUUGUGUGAUUUUAUGCGACGAAUGGAUUGAUGAGUUACGAUGGCAUACG